Anguilla anguilla (European eel) is the source of this 860-nucleotide messenger RNA. RefSeq names its product proline-rich receptor-like protein kinase PERK9. The record is from RefSeq and is a predicted model, not a curated record. The transcript has 3 exons. The coding region runs from base 138 to 860 and encodes 240 amino acids. Lineage: Eukaryota; Metazoa; Chordata; Actinopteri; Anguilliformes; Anguillidae.
AAGCGGAGCGAGAGACCGGGAAGCAGAGAGAGACGAAAGAGGACUGAGCUUCGCACUCACCGGAGAAAGGGAGACAGAGAAAGAAAGGGAGAGGGAGAAAGAGAAAAGGGAGUGUAAACUGGGAAGGACGGUCGGCUAUGGUCAGCAGACAGCAGGACCGCCUCUGGACCGCGGCGCACCGUGACCAGGCCCGGCCCGCGACCGUGCGGUCGGCUCUGCUGGACCGGAACACCCCGCGCCCCCGCCGCGCGCACCGCGUCCGCUUCCAGGACCUGGAGGAGGACGACGCCGGGGGCGUGGCUCCGGGGGGGCGGGCCGUCCCCGAGCGCCACAGGCUGGGGGCGGGGCCGGGGAGCCCCCACCCAAACCGCAAGAGCCCCCCGGGGGGCGCCAGCAGCAGCUCCGCGGCGGUGGGCGUGGUGCGGGAGGACGUGGCGGGACCCGCAGGUGGCGUGGCGACCGUUUUGGCGAGGGUGCCCCCCCACCCCCUCGCGCCGGGCCCCGCCCGCCGGCCCCUGGCCCCUCCCCCUCCCCUGCCCCUGUCUGUCACUCGAACCCACAGCCACAGCCUGGAGGACGUCAUCGGGACGGAGGGCCCUGAGGACAGAAUGAAGAGGGCCACACCCAACCGCCCGCCCCGCCCCGUUGCAGCCCCACUGCAGCCAAUCUCUCCGCCCCUCCCGCCACUGCGUACCGACUCCUCCCACUGCCCCCCGGUCUCCAUGGUGACCGGGUCUAACGGCCCCGCCCAGAUCAGGAGGCAGAGGCUGGGGAGGGCUCUGAGUGACCCGGGAAACGAAGACCCGCCCCGCCCACCCCGCCCCACGCUGCCCCGCCCCACACUCUCCCACCCUGCGUAG